Olea europaea var. sylvestris is the source of this 1194-nucleotide messenger RNA. RefSeq names its product potassium channel SKOR-like. Bases 13 to 456 code for a protein of 147 amino acids. Gene Ontology annotation, molecular function: protein binding. The record is from RefSeq and is a predicted model, not a curated record. The transcript has 2 exons. Lineage: Eukaryota; Viridiplantae; Streptophyta; Magnoliopsida; Lamiales; Oleaceae.
CUGGUUGAUUUUAUGCCACCGGAGGCACUUGCUUUGACAGAUUACUUCGGUAAUACAGGGCUCCACGCAGUGGCUGUCCUAGGAAAUGUUCCAGCAGCCAAGCUGUUUGUGAGGAAAAACCAAGAAUUACCAAAUAUUUGGAAUAUUGAUGGAUCUUUGCCUAUUCACUUGGCUGCAAUGAGAGGUCAUAGAGACAUGACUUUGUAUUUGUUCUCUGUCACCAGAGAAGAUGAAUACUCGGACCCAUCUAAGGAUGAAGCUGGUGCGACGCUUCUGAAUUUCGUAAUAAAUGCUGGAUUUUAUGAUUUGGCUGUCCAUUUACUCGAACAUAACCCAAAGUUGGCAUGGCAAGGUACAUCUCCUUUGGAUCUGAUGGCUGAGGAACCAUCUGCUUUUCUAAGUGGAGAGCACUUAACUAUUUGGCAGAACUUAAUCUAUUCCUGUCAGUUUCUUUAGUCUCUAUUCAUUAUCAAAUACGUUUCCUGUGUUUACGUUCUAUUAUCUUAUUCUGUUUCUCCGCUUUUUAUUCAUCGAUUAUGCCUUUUUAAUUCUUUUAAGAAAUUAAGAAGCAACUAUCACAUCUAUAUUUACUGGAAGUGGGGAUAAGGAGCUGGAAUAAAGAUGUCUAAACUUUAAACAGCAGAUCAGAUUAGACGUCUUAGAAGAGUUCAAAUCAAAAUAACAGAGUUUAUGUGAUCUUGAAAAUUAUGUCUAUCCAGUUUCGCAUUUGAUUCUAGCAGUGUCAGAUUUUCUUUUACCUGAAAUUUGGAAAUAAACCGCUUUUACCCUGUACUAUUUUCUCAAUUACGAAGGCGAAUAGAAGGAAACAUACAUGCCGAAACAUAGCAUAAAACGUUUUAGCCCAUGUGCCUGGUGUUGAUUGGUUUUACAUAUCAACAUUUCCAACCUUUUCUAUUGAUUUUAGGCAGAUAAAAAAUCUGCUCACUUUCCCGGGGUUCCAACUGGCCUAAUCUUGUGUGAGAAAUGUUUCUAAUACAACUUGGAACUGCUGUCGAGCUAUUGUUAAAUUUAAGGAGCUGUUUUUAGGCUGAGCUUUCUUGAUCAGGUAGUGUUAUCACUUUAGCCAUGGAGCAACAUAGGUUUCUCCCAUGGUUCUAUCACAACAAGGUACUUAUGUCAUAACUCAUAGAGUAGGAUCAAUCAGAUUUUUGUUGGAUUAUUGACAAGGUAAAA